Molecule: messenger RNA, 977 nt
Organism: Pyrenophora tritici-repentis Pt-1C-BFP
Lineage: Eukaryota; Fungi; Ascomycota; Dothideomycetes; Pleosporales; Pleosporaceae
Molecular function (GO): heme binding; oxygen binding
Source: RefSeq, a predicted model, not a curated record
AUACUUCAAAGCGAGCAUUUCAUCAUGGCCAGAAUGACACCACUUAGUCCACGCCCAAUGCAGCACAUUGACCGACGCGACCUGUACACAAGCCUCGAAUCACGGAUCCAAUACCUACACUCUUUCCUCGACUUCAGUUCCCGCGACAUUGAAGCCCUCUCGUCGGGCGCAAAGAUAAUCCGCACUCUAAUACCCGCCGUGGUAAACAUUGUGUACAAGAAGCUGCUGCAAUACGACAUCACAGCGCGCGCCUUUACAACGCGAUCGACAUCCUAUUCGGGACGGGUAGAUGCACAACUCAGCGAAGACUCACCGCAAAUCCUACACCGCAAGAUGUUCCUGCGCGGCUACCUCAACAAACUGUGUAGCGACGCAUCCAAAAUGGAGUUUUGGGAGUAUCUCGACAAAGUAGGAAUGAUGCAUACUGGACAAGGAAGAGUGCACCCGCUUCAUGUGGAGUAUGUGCAUGUUGGCGUUACGCUGUCGUUCAUACAGGACAUCAUGACCGAAGCGGUGUUGUCGCAUCCCCGGUUGAAGAUGGAGCGCAAGAUUGGGCUUGUCAAGGCGCUGUCAAAAGUGCUUUGGAUCCAAAACGACCUGUUUGCAAAGUGGUACGUGAAAGAUGGCGAGGAGAUUGCGGAGGAGCGAUUGGUGCCGGAAGUCGAGCCAGAGGGGUACUUGCAUGGCAAGAGGGUGUUGCAUGGCAGCGAUGGAGAGAAGGAGAUUGAGGAGGCGGCUAGAGCAGCGGGCAGUUGCCCGUUUAAGAAUCUGGCCAUGUCGCCGAGGCGCGAGAGCGAUAGACGAGAGGCCGAUGCAGCGGAAAAGUCCAAGUCGAGAAAUGGAGAUGGUUCGGUGCAGGCCGCAGAUACGCCGAUGCGCCAACCAAUAUGGCCAAGCACGAGUGAUUUAAGUCACGGUGCCAUAGCAGGCGGAGUAUUAUUAUCGUCAAUUAUCAUGAAACAGUGAACAUGUUCCGA